UUGUUCAAUGCACACCAGGGUUCAACUUCAUACUGCUCACCUUGUCCGUUAGGCUGCGCAAUAACUCAACACCUCACUCUCUCUGGUUUUCUGAAACGGCGACGUUCUCACUCGAUCAAUCGGAUCUUGCUUUUUCGUUGUUGGGUCAAUCCGAUUCCAAGCGAAAAAUGGUAGCUGCUGUCGACUCAUUCACCGCCAACACUUACGAAGAGGCUCGCAACCAACGCCUUGAAGAAAACAAAAGGAAGUUCCAGGAUUUGGGAAUUUCAAACAUUUCGAAGACUUUGACCCACUUGACUGCUUCUCCGAACAAGUCCCAGAAACGUGUUUCAAGACCCAAGGCAAAAAAUACCUGUUUUGAUUUAGAGCCAAGACGGUCUUCCCGUCAACGCAACCCAAUCCAAUCGUAUCGUGAUGAUGUUGACAUAGGCCUGCCAACUUUGAGGAAAGGGUCAAGGAAAACUUCAUCUUCAUGGGGAAGCUACCUUGCAAGGCCUAUAGAGGAAGUCAGAGCUGCUUCUUAUGAAGAAAGGAGUGCUGCUUUUAAAGCUGCAGAGAAGCUUCAAGAGAAUCUACAGACUGAGAAUCCAUCUUUUGUCAAAUCGAUGGUUCGGUCUCAUGUUUAUAGCUGUUUCUGGUUGGGGCUUCCUUCAAAAUUUUGCGAGGAUCAUCUCUCAAAAACGGGGUCGGAAAUGGUACUAGAGGAUGAAGAUGGCAAUGAGUAUGAUGCUGUCUACAUUGGCAAGAGAGCUGGGCUUAGUGGGGGCUGGAGAGGGUUUGCUUUGGAACACAAGUUGGAUGAUGGUGAUGCGCUUGUGUUUGAACUGACUGAACCCGCAAGAUUUAAGAUCUACAUAGUUAAGGCAUACCCCAUGCCGAGUCUAGAAAGUUUCAAAAACAAUGUGGACAAAGAAGAGAUUACCAGUGCUGAAAAGACAUCAAAGGCAGCCAUGAAGACUGAACCAGAAUCAAAUCAGAAACGAAGGUCAAAGAGAGGUAUUGUGCCUGAGAUGGAUGAGUCUCAAACUUCCCCAGAGUCAGAACCAAAUCAGAAACGAAGGUCGAAGAGAGGUACUGUGCCUGCAAUGGUUGACACAAAAACUUCCCCAGACUCGGAAUCGAUUCAGAAACGAAGGUCAGAGAGAGGUGUUGUGCUCGUGAUGGAAGACUCAAAAACUUCCCCAGUCUUGGAACCAAAUCAGAGACGAAGGUCAAAGAGAGGUAUGGUGCCUGAGAUGGAUGACACAAAAACUUCCCCAGACUCAGAACCAAAUCAGAAACGAAGGUCAAAGAGAGGUACUGUGCCUACAAUGGUUGACACAAAAACUUCCCCAGACUCGGAAUCAAUUCAGAAACGAAGGUCAGAGAGAGUUGUUGUGCCUAUGAUGGAAGACUCAAAAACUACCCCUGUCUUGGAACUAAAUCAGAGACGAAGGUCAAAGAGAGGUAUGGUGCCUGUAAUGGAUGACACAAAAGCUUCCCCAGACUCAGAAUUGAAACAGAAACAAAAGUCAAAGAGAGGUAUCGUGCCCGAAAUGGAUGACACAAAAACUUCUCCAAAGGUUCUGCCAGAUAGCCCCAAAGGUCAAGAAAUCGAACAGGAAGUCAGCCCGAUGAAGAAGAAUGAAGUUGCUCCUAAACAAAUUAGAAAGAAAGCUAAAGCAAACAGAGUUCGUAGCACAGAAAAUCCAGAAGGUUGUGAAGUACAGGAAGCAAGCACAGAAAGUCCAGAAGGUUGUCUAGUCAAACAGGAAGCAAGCACAGCUGAGACGGAUAGUAGAGUUGUUAAAGAUGAGAAGGAAUGCGUAGCUAGGAAACCCAGAAAGAAAGUUGUAAAGGAAAGGCUUUUCCGAAAGAGAGCAUAGCGGUAGAAGGCUUCAUAACUUGUUUGACAUCCCAGCCUUCGGUUUACGAAACAAUGACGGACUUCAAAAUCUGUUCGCAGUGUACUUACUCCAUUUCUUCAUGUUUUUAACUUUUUAACUUUUU
Messenger RNA from Prunus avium (sweet cherry), 1989 nucleotides. Its product is annotated as AP2/B3-like transcriptional factor family protein. Lineage: Eukaryota; Viridiplantae; Streptophyta; Magnoliopsida; Rosales; Rosaceae. Gene Ontology annotation, molecular function: DNA binding. The record is from RefSeq and is a predicted model, not a curated record.